UCUUGUCACGUACCCCUCCGCUGCUGUGCAUCUCUCUCCUACCCAUGGCGUCCGCCGAAACCCCCAACCCCUCCGCCGAAAUCCCCAACCACGACGCCGCCGCCGCCGCCGACCCCGCCGCCGCCGGAUCGCCGUCGCCCCCGCUCCCUCCGCGCAAGCGCCGCCUCUCCCCGACGCCCUCCCCCACCCGCCGCUCCAGCUCACCGGGCGGCCGCCGCAGCCGCAGCCGGAGCAGGUCCCGCAGCAGGAGCCGGAGCCGGAGCCGCGGACGGAGCCCCAGCCCGCGGUACCCCGAUGGGAAGCGGAGGCGGCACAACGACCUCACCGUCGAGGUGUGCCGCGACUUCCUCCGCGAGAGGUGCGCGCGCACCGAUCUCGAGUGCAAGUACGCGCACCCGCACCCCACCGUCGCCGUCGACAGGGACAGCAAGGUGACGGCGUGCGCCGAUUCGCUGCGGAACCACUGUUUCCGGGGAAGGACCUGCCGCUACUACCACCCGCCCCCUCAUAUCCAGGAGUCAUUGUUGAGAUCAAUUGGUGUGGAAGAACCGAAGGUUAAGAUGCAGGUUUGCAGAGAUUUUACACGAGGGCGAUGCUCAAGAUCAGCAAAUGAGUGCAGAUUCCUGCACCAUUCACCUGUUGAGGAUUGCGCAAUUGUUUGCCAAGAUUUCUUGCGUGGAAGGUGUGAUCGUAAAUCAUGUAGAUACUCUCAUGUCAUGGCACAUCCGAUGCCACCCCCACCAAUGAGGGAUAUUCCGAUGCAAUUUCCUGAUAUGGUUUACAUGCCACCACCACCACUUGGAGUACCUAUGAUGAUGCCUCCUUCGGCCCCUGCAGCUUUUGCUGGUAAUAACUAUGGAGUGGAAGUUUGUAGGGACUACUUGAAGAACAUGUGUAAUAGAGAAUCCUGCAGAUUUGCACACCCGGAUUUAAAUAAUGAGGUGAUGAAUGCCCAAGUUGAGGUUUGCCGCGAUUUUAAGCGAGGAGAAUGCAAUCGACCUGCCUGUCGCUUUUACCAUCCACCUGCAAGCUCAAAUUCGAUUGGAUAAAUCUUGAGUCCCCUGCCCUGCUGCCGCUGCUACCGCUCUGCUGCUGCUAAUUCUGCUACUGCUGCGAAAGAGCUGCUGCGCUGGCUGUUGUGCUGCUAAGAUGUCAUAGACUAUGAAAGCCUAAAAAAGUUCUAUGUAACAACAGAGAUUGUCAUCAUGUGAUGUUUCAGAUGGUUGCUUAAA
Oryza brachyantha (malo sina) is the source of this 1232-nucleotide messenger RNA. RefSeq names its product zinc finger CCCH domain-containing protein 28. Gene Ontology annotation, molecular function: metal ion binding. NCBI's taxonomy places the organism in Eukaryota, Viridiplantae, Streptophyta, Magnoliopsida, Poales, Poaceae. Bases 45 to 1049 code for a protein of 334 amino acids. The record is from RefSeq and is a predicted model, not a curated record. The transcript is spliced from 9 exons.